AUGACUCUCACUAUUGAUCUCUUCGCGGAGAAGCUCCUUGGGUUGAGAGUCUUACCCGCUCACUUGCUGCCCGCUAGUAGUAAUGUCCUCCCCCUUUUCUUUGACGGUGCAGUAGCUGCCUCUGGUCACAAGGGGGGCAAGAAGGGUGGUAAGAAAGGAGGUGGUGAUGGUGGCGGUGGUGGUGGGGGUGGUGAUGGAGGAGGUGGAGGGAGUGGAGGUGGUGGCGGAGGCGGUGGUGGUACCGGCGGUAUUGGAGGAGAUACUGGCUUCGGAGGUGUAGCGUCACAGCAUCAGCAGCCACAGCAGCAGCUGCCACAGCAGCAGCAGCCUCAACAGCAGCAGCAGUUCCUGCCGUGGGGAGCGCAGCAGUAG
This is a messenger RNA of Closterium sp. Naga37s-1, 372 nucleotides long. Lineage: Eukaryota; Viridiplantae; Streptophyta; Zygnematophyceae; Desmidiales; Closteriaceae. The record is from the annotation of a GenBank genome assembly.